UUCUUUAUUGAACUAGCGCGCAGAUACAGUUUCAAUUUUUCGUUUGCUUUUCUGAAUCUCUACCUGCAUCUUCAUCCCUCUUCAGCUACCAGUUCGGAUGGCCGUCAACGAUGCUGACCAAUCCAACAAGGCUCACAGAAUCCGUCAAUCUGGUGCCAAAUCCUUCAAGAAGAAGCAGAACAAGAAGAAGAAGCAGGACGAUGAUGAUGGACUCAUUGACAAACCUCAAAACCCUAGAGCCUUCGCUUUUUCUUCCACCAACAAAGCCAAGCGCUUGAAAUCACGCGCCGUCGAGAAGGAGCAGCGUCGCCUCCACGUUCCUAUUACCGACCGCUCUUACGGUGAACCCGCCCCUUAUGUCAUCGUCGUGCAGGGUCCACCCCAGGUUGGGAAGUCACUGUUGAUCAAGUCUUUGGUUAAGCAUUACACCAAGCAUAAUUUGCCUGAAGUUCGCGGUCCAAUUACUAUUGUGUCAGGAAAGCAAAGGAGGCUGCAGUUUGUGGAAUGCCCUAAUGAUAUCAAUGGUAUGAUAGAUGCAGCUAAGUUUGCUGAUCUAGCACUUCUCCUUAUAGAUGGGAGUUAUGGUUUUGAAAUGGAAACAUUUGAGUUCCUUAAUAUUUUGCAAGUUCACGGGUUCCCCAAAGUCAUGGGGGUUCUUACACAUCUUGAUAAAUUCAAGGAUGUUAAAAAGUUGAGGAAAACAAAGCAGCGGCUCAAACACCGCUUUUGGACUGAAAUAUAUGAUGGUGCUAAGUUGUUUUACUUAUCAGGCCUUAUUCAUGGAAAGUAUGUCAAGCGUGAAGUUCACAAUCUUGCUCGAUUUAUUUCGGUCAUGAAGUUUCAUCCUUUAUCUUGGAGAACUUCCCACCCUUAUGUUUUGGCAGAUCGUUUUGAAGAUAUCACUCCUCCUGAAAAAGUGCAUUCAAAUAAUAAAUGUGAUAGAAAAAUCACACUUUAUGGUUAUCUCAGAGGCUGUAAUUUGAAAAAGGGCAAUAAGGUGCACAUAGCUGGGGUCGGUGAUUAUAGUUUAGCUGGUGUUACUGCUUUACCUGAUCCAUGUCCUCUUCCAUCUGCUGCCAAAAAGAAGGGACUGCGUGAUAAGGAGAAAUUAUUCUAUGCUCCAAUGUCUGGCCUUGGGGAUCUCUUGUACGACAAAGAUGCUGUAUACAUAAAUAUUAAUGAUCACUUUGUUCAAUUCACAAAAGUUGAUGAUGAAAACUCUGAUAUUACGAGAAAAGGAAAUGAAAGAGAUAUAGGAGAAGUUUUGGUGAGAUCGCUUCAGGAAACCAAGUACCCAAUCAAUGAAAAGCUGGAGAAUAGCAUGAUCAAUCUUUUUGCUCAAUCUUCAGAAGCUCUAGCUGAGGCUCAGGGUGCAAACAUGGAUGUCGAGCAAGAUGGCAUAAUAGAGACUGUGAAUUAUAACGAGAUGGAUUCAGAUGGUGGUUCAGAAUCAUCUGAUCAGGAUGAAGCUGAUGCCAUGACAGGUUCAGGAUUACCCGACCAAGCUGAAGAUGAUGCAGCGGGUGACAAAUCUACAAACAAAGACCACUUAGAAGAACAUAUUGAGUUUCACAAUGGAAGAAGAAGGAGAAGAGCAAUCUUCGGUAAUGAUGCUGAUCAAAGUGAUCUGAUGGAUUCAUCAGGAAAUGAGGAUGGUUCUGCCAGUGAUGAUGGGGCAUCUUCUGAUUCAGAAUCCUUAAACGAAGAGGAGGAAGAUGAUGUCAUGGGAAAUGUUUCAAAGUGGAAAGAGUCUUUGGCUGAAAGAACACUCUCACAGAAAACUCCUAGUUUGAUGCAACUGGUCUAUGGGGAAUCUACUGUUAAUUUAAUAUCUAUAAACAAAGAGAAUGAUAGUAGCGAAGAUGAGGAAAGUGAUGGUGACUUUUUUGAGCCUAUAGAAGAAGUGAAAAAGAAAAAUGUGAGAGAUGGAUUGAAUGAUGGAAACGUCAACACUGAGGAUUAUUCCAAGUGCGCACAAUUUAUGGAUAAGAGAUGGGAUAAGAAAGAUAAUGAGGAGAUUCGCAACCGUUUUGUGACUGGAAAUUUGGCAAAAGCAGCACUCAGAAAUGGACUACCAAAGGCUACUACUGAAGAGGAAAAUGAUGAUGUCUAUGGGGACUUUGAAGAUUUAGAAACAGGAGAAAAAAUUGAGAAUAAUCAAACAGAUGAUGCGACACACAAUGGAGAUGAUUUGGAAGCAGAGACGCGGAGGCUUAAGAAACUUGCUCUUCGUGCAAAAUUCGAUUCUCGAUUUGAUGAUGACCCUGGGACACCAGAGGAAGAUGGUGGUAAUGAAAAUGAAGCCAAGUUUCGUCGAGGUCAGCCUAAUGAAACCAGCUACUUUGACAAGUUGAAGGAGGAGAUAGAACUCCAGAAACAAAUGAAUAUUGCUGAACUCAACGAUCUUGAUGAGGCUACCAGAUUGGAGAUAGAGGGUUUCCGAACAGGGACAUACGUAAGAUUGGAGGUCCAUGACGUUCCUUGCGAGAUGGUUGAAUACUUUGAUCCCUACCAUCCAAUAUUGAUUGGAGGAGUCGGUUUAGGGGAGGAAAAUGUUGGAUACAUGCAGGCCAGGUUAAAGCGACACAGGUGGCAUAAGAAAGUCCUGAAGACUAGAGACCCAAUUAUUGUUUCUGCUGGAUGGAGGCGUUACCAGACAACUCCUGUUUAUGCUAUUGAGGAUCACAAUGGAAGGCACCGUAUGCUGAAAUACACUCCAGAACACAUGCAUUGCCUAGCUAUGUUUUAUGGUCCUCUUGCUCCUCCCAACACCGGAAUAGUCGCUGUUCAGAAUUUAUCAAACAAUCAGGCAACAUUUAGGAUUACUGCAACUGCAGUUGUACUUGAGUUUAAUCAUGCAGCAAGGAUAGUGAAAAAAAUAAAAUUGGUCGGUUACCCAUGCAAGAUAUUCAAGAAGACAGCUCUAAUCAAGGAAAUGUUUACUUCGGAUCUUGAAAUAGCUCGGUUUGAAGGUGCGGCCAUUCGAACAGUCAGUGGGAUAAGGGGGCAGGUCAAGAAGGCUGCAAAAGAAGAGAUAGGUAACCAACCAAAAAGGAAGGGUGGGAUAACCAAAGAAGGAAUUGCUAGGUGCACCUUUGAGGACAAAAUUUUGAUGAGUGACAUUGUUUUCCUGCGUGCAUGGACUCAAGUUGAAGUUCCUCAGUUCUAUAAUCCAUUGACAACGGCAUUGCAGCCUCGUGACCAGACCUGGAAAGGAAUGAGAACUGUUGCAGAAUUGAGAAGAGACCACGAUCUUCCUGUGCCUGUAAACAAAGAUUCUCUUUACAAGAAAAUUGAAAGAAAACCUAGAAAGUUCAAUCCAUUGGUGGUUCCUAGGAGUCUACAGGAAAGACUUCCUUUCGCAUCCAAACCCAAGGAGACACCCAAGCGAAACCAGCCAUUACUUGAACAGAGAAGGCAAAAGGGUGUUGUCAUGGAACCUCGCGAGCGAAAAGUUCUUGCUCUUGUUCAGCACAUCCAGUUAAUAAAUCAUGACAAGAUGAAAAAGCGAAAACUUAAGGAAAACGAAAAGAGGAAAGCACAUGAAGCAGAAAAAGCAAAAGAAGAGCAGUUAUCGAAAAAGCGCCGUAGAGAGGAAAGACGAGAGAAGUACCGAACACAAGACAAGUCGAGUAAGAAAAUGCGGAGAUCAGAGGCUUGAGUAUCCAAAAUUGAUUUCAUUUGAACUUCUUCACGCAGUUUGAGCAUCAUGGACAUUGUUCUUGAUUGCGGGCAUAAUGCUAAGGAAAUUACUAAGAUGUCUGUCCACUAGGCUUUCAGCUACUUAUAGCUCAAUGUUAUUAUUGAUGUAUAAUGGUUGUCAUGCUCAGUGAGUAUUAUAAUUAUAAUAUAAUUAUUAGAGUAUGUAAUACGGGAGUUUUAGGAUUUUUUCCUCAAUUUUGAGCCUCUUAGCGAGUGGUUGAGGUCCCUUCUACUUUGAUGGUGUAAAAAAUAUUCAUUUAUUUCCAGAGAAAUUAUUUUCUUUAGUUCCACAA
This is a messenger RNA of Lotus japonicus, 3995 nucleotides long. RefSeq lists its product as uncharacterized. Gene Ontology annotation, molecular function: GTPase activity; GTP binding; U3 snoRNA binding. Gene Ontology annotation, cellular component: nucleus; 90S preribosome. Gene Ontology annotation, biological process: ribosome biogenesis; maturation of SSU-rRNA from tricistronic rRNA transcript (SSU-rRNA, 5.8S rRNA, LSU-rRNA); endonucleolytic cleavage of tricistronic rRNA transcript (SSU-rRNA, 5.8S rRNA, LSU-rRNA). Lineage: Eukaryota; Viridiplantae; Streptophyta; Magnoliopsida; Fabales; Fabaceae. The transcript is spliced from 16 exons. The coding region runs from base 98 to 3661 and encodes 1187 amino acids. The record is from RefSeq and is a predicted model, not a curated record.